Molecule: messenger RNA, 1214 nt
Organism: Daldinia decipiens
Lineage: Eukaryota; Fungi; Ascomycota; Sordariomycetes; Xylariales; Hypoxylaceae
Exons: 3
Coding region: 321-956 (211 amino acids)
Source: RefSeq, a predicted model, not a curated record
CCUUGAUGGCCACGUGCAGAGCGGCUGAUACGAUGUGACCAAUGGGACAAGGUCGCUGUGAAUUAUCGCCUCAGCGCGGAACAUCUCCGCUAUGAUGUCUCUCUUCCAUCUCUAUUCUACGCCUCGGUGACCUCGUGAUGGUCAUUGUCUCUCCGACGGGCGAAAGAGCUAUCGGCAUAUAAAUUGGAUGCUCUGCCACCUAUGUAGGUAAUGAUAAUUUACAUCCGAACCAGACAUCACCUUAGUAAAUUCCGAUUAGACCAUCUUAUUAUCCUCUAGUUAAUAUACUUAAUAUCAUUAUACUUUACCGAUAAAACAUCAUGAAGUUCCAACUCUCGUCGCUACUUGUCGGCAUCGCCGCCGCUGUAGUAUCUGCCCAAGAUGUCCCGCAGGUUGGCCCAUUCGCCCUCCACAUAACAGGAAAAGAAGGCAGCUCUAUCGACGGAUAUGCCGGUUCGUGCCAUGCUGGUGCUGCCAUUGAGGGAUUGUGCUACUCUGCUGGAGCGCUUCCCGACGGCGUAUCCUUCCAGUACUACUUCAAUGCUUCUAGUUACACCAAGGUCGACGAUAACGACGUCGGCACGCUUGUGUGGAAGCUCCCUUACAACGACGGAAGCGGUAACCAAGCUACUGUGGAUCAAGCUCUAGGACUACAGUUCGCUCUGAACAGCAACGUUGCUUCGCUGCUGUUUGGCUUUUCCAACUACUACUUCAAUGUUGGUUUCGACAAGGCCAGUAAACUAUUCGGCUGGACCUACAUCGAUGACUCAACCUUCGUCCCCGGAACGAAUCCACUCCCUAGCGGUAACGGAACGGCGUACUAUCAAUGGUAUGUAUGCUGGCAAUACUUUACUGGCUACUACUACCAGUCAGUUGGAUGGACCUUGGCCGGGGAGCCUCACAACCCUACUUGCGAGCCCGUUGAUAUCACCCAAGAGUUCCCCUCCUCUUCCUAAUAUCGCAUAAUAUUGGAUCUAUUCCAAGUUUAAUAGCUUUGAAUGCCUAAAGCUCUCAAAAAUUGGUUCAUUGCAUGAGAAGCGGGUUUGGCGGUCUUAUGGUGGUGAUUAUUUAUGAGAAGCACGAAAGUUGGACGUAUAUACAUUAGGUAACUACAAUAGGGCGAAUUUAAUAACGUCCAAUCUUUCCCACAACCUUAAAUAUUUUACCUCGUAAUAUAUACAUUAUAUUUUCAAAAAUAACUUCCACGCCGCCAA